Striga hermonthica is the source of this 1220-nucleotide messenger RNA. The record is from the annotation of a GenBank genome assembly. NCBI's taxonomy places the organism in Eukaryota, Viridiplantae, Streptophyta, Magnoliopsida, Lamiales, Orobanchaceae.
CUCCCGUCCCUCCUGUCCCGACUUUUGCUGCAGCCAUGCAGCCUCCCAAUGUCCUCAAAGCCCUAGAAGGAGUCUUCGCUAAGGCCCUUGCAAGCCAGGCACCUGGGGGAAACACCGUGGCGGCCACGAAGAACCCCGGCAACACUCUGCUUCAGACCCCCGACAAGGAGGCCGGGGAGCAAAAGAAGAAAAAACCUGCCAAUUCCAAGACGACGGCUCAGUCCCCCAACCGCUACGCCCUAGAACGACGUGAGAAAAGCGCAAGACCGGUGCCCACCGAGCAGACUGGGGAAAGCCAGCCAGACCGGAGCCUGCAGGUCAUACGUCGCUCCUCAAUUGCGAAUAUCGUCCAAGGCGAGGACGAGAGCCUGAAAGACUACAUCACUAGGUUCAAUGACCGAGUCCAAAAUAUGGAGCAGUGCCACCUGGAGACCCUACUCGUUUCUGUGCAAGCCGGCCUGAGGCUGAAAACUCUGUUCAAUUGGUCCCUGUGCCAGAACAAACCAACCACCUACCAGGAAUUCUUCACCAAGGCCCAAAAUUACAUUAUAGCAGAGGAGUCCUCAUCCAUCCCGGUGUUGGAUGUAGCAUCAAGCAAGGAUGAAAAUAAGGAGAAAUCAGGCAAGCCCGGCAAGUCAUUCGCUGAGGUCCGGGCCAUGAGAAGGCAGAGAGCUGAGGAGCUCAAAGAAAGCUUCCAGGGCAUCUUCUCUGUGGGUGUCGCCGCAGUCUACGAGGAAAUCAAAACAAAAGGGUUAUUGCCUGACACAAAACUCAUGUUCACCGACAAAGACAAGGUGGACAAGUCCCGAUACUAUACCUAUCACAAGGCUCACGGACAUAACACAGACCAGUGCCGUAACUUGAUCGACGCAUUCCUGUUCGACCACCCCCACUCAGACGCCCUGGUGAUCACGGCCCCAAUAAUGGCGAUAAAAAUCGACCGUAUAAUGGUCAACACCGGGGCCUACGCGAGUAUCCUGUACUAUAGCACAUUCAAGAAGAUGGGGAUCGAAAGAAAGGAGGUGCAUCCCUGCCGAGAGUGGAUCCAGGAGUUUAAUGGACAAAUGACGACCCCCGUUGGUCAAGUAACGUUGCCGAUCAGGUUUCGAGAGAAGGGGCAGCCCACGCGGAUGAUACUGGAAACUUUCAAGAUAGUGGACUGCCCGAGUGAAUACAACGUCAUCCUGGGCAGGACGGCGCUCUAUAAGCUGAGGGGUGCC